This is a messenger RNA of Mercurialis annua (annual mercury), 2181 nucleotides long. RefSeq names its product aspartyl protease family protein 2-like. Gene Ontology annotation, biological process: proteolysis. Gene Ontology annotation, molecular function: aspartic-type endopeptidase activity. NCBI's taxonomy places the organism in Eukaryota, Viridiplantae, Streptophyta, Magnoliopsida, Malpighiales, Euphorbiaceae. The record is from RefSeq and is a predicted model, not a curated record. The coding region runs from base 341 to 1984 and encodes 547 amino acids. The transcript has a single exon.
CGCGUAUCCACAGUACUUUCUUUGAAACUAUUAAAUUCAAUAUCUAAAUUCCAGUCCAAAUGUUGGAUUUUGAUUUCUUAAGUUUCCAGCACACGAAACCACACCACCACUUAAAAGACCCGACUUCUCCCUUUCUAAAUUUCUUCAUUUCUUUUUCCUCUUCAAUAAAAUCCAUUCAACAUCUCUCAACCAAACAAAAAAUUCUCAUAAAUUCUUGUUUUUACCAGAAACCCAUUUCAUUUCAAUCCAUUUUCAUUUCUGGGUUUUGUUUCUUUUCCCCAGUGGAUGUUUGUGUUUGACCAAUCAACAACAAGAACAAGUAGCUAGCUUAGUAGUUGCUAUGCUGUCCAAAUUUUCAAUCUUUUUGGUUUUUGUUCUACUCUUUUCUCCCAUUUUUGAAGCAGUUGCUUUCAAGAAGCAUGGCAAUAUUACUGGUAUUGAGUUACCUAAUCAUCACAUGAGUUUCAAUGCAGUUUCAUCUUCAUCAUCUAUGCAAAACACAGAUUGCAGCCUCUCAAAUUCGAAGAAAGACCAAAACUUUCACUCAGUUGGCUCACAAGAAAAUGAAGAUGUUCAAGACUCUAAGCAAACUGUGAAACUUGACUUAAAACACAGAUGGUUAAACCAAAAAUCCGACACUAAAAGCUCGUUCAUAGCUUCAAGAACGCGAGAUUUAACAAGAAUUCAGACUCUACACAAGAGAAUUACAGAGAAGAAGAAUCAAAGUGCCAUUUCAAGACUAAACAAAGAUAACAAUAAUAAACAGAAUCAGAAUCAGAAGCAGCAGCAGCAGCCUGUAAUUGCCCCAUCUCCGGAGGCAAAUGGGCUCUCAGGGCAGCUCAUGGCUACUCUAGAAUCAGGAGUGAGUCUUGGUUCAGGAGAGUAUUUCAUGGACGUUUUCAUCGGUACACCUCCUAAACACUUCUCUUUAAUUCUUGACACUGGUAGUGAUUUAAAUUGGAUUCAAUCUGUUCCUUGUUAUGAUUGUUUUGAGCAAACUGGCCCUUACUAUGAUCCUAAAGACUCGUCUUCUUUUAGCCAUAUAACCUGUAAUGAUCCCAAGUGCAAUUUAGUUUCAUCUCCUGAUCCUCCUCAACCCUGCAAAUCUAGCAACCAAACAUGUCCAUAUUUUUACUGGUACGGGGACAGCUCAAAUACUACCGGGGAUUUUGCUUUAGAAACGUUUACUGUUAAUUUAACAUCAUCAGCGGGAAAAUCUGAGUUUAAACGAGUUAAGAAUGUAAUGUUCGGCUGCGGACAUUGGAACCGCGGCCUGUUCCACGGGGCAGCAGGACUGUUGGGGCUUGGGAGAGGGCCGCUUUCGUUUUCGUCGCAGCUUCAGUCUCUUUACGGCCAUUCAUUUUCGUACUGUUUAGUUGAUAGGAAUAGUGAUGCUAAUGUUAGUAGUAAAUUGAUUUUUGGUGAGGAUAAGAAUCUUAUGAAUCACCCGGAACUAAAUUUUACAUCUUUUGUUGGUGGAAAAGAUAACCCGGUUGAUACAUUUUAUUAUGUUCAAAUCAAAUCGAUUAUAAUCGGUGGAGAGAUCCUGAAUAUACCUGAGCAGACUUGGAAUUUGUCUGCUGAAGGCUCUGGUGGUACAAUUGUUGAUUCUGGUACAACUCUGAGUUACUUUGCAGAGCCAGCUUAUGAGAUUAUUAGAGAUAAGUUUAUUGAGAAGAUUAAAGGGUAUCCGAUUCUGAAGGAUUUUCCGAUUUUGAAUCCUUGUUAUAAUGUUUCCGGUGUUGAGAGGAUGGAACUGCCUGAAUUUGGAAUCAUUUUUCGAGAUGGAGCAGUGUGGAAUUUUCCUGUUGAGAAUUACUUUAUCAGGCUUGAUCCUGAGGAAGUUGUUUGCUUGGCAAUUCUCGGGACUCCUCGUUCCGCUCUUUCGAUAAUUGGGAAUUAUCAGCAGCAGAAUUUUCAUAUUCUGUAUGAUACAAAGAAGUCUAGACUGGGGUAUGCUCCAAUGAAUUGUGCAGAAGUUUGACUGUAGUGUUGCCGUAACCAAUGGUCUCCAAGUUUUGGUUUUCCUUUGAAAUUAGAAGAGUACAGAAACAAACUUAGAUUCAUUAUUUGAUUCAAUACACUUAGCUUAAGUUAGCUGUAAAAUCAUAGACAUGAUUAUGAUCUGCCUUACAAAAAAAAUGUAACAAUACAUUUUAUGCAAUUUUUCAUUUUUCCUAA